Ostrea edulis (European flat oyster) is the source of this 4445-nucleotide messenger RNA. RefSeq names its product metal transporter nramp1 homolog. Lineage: Eukaryota; Metazoa; Mollusca; Bivalvia; Ostreida; Ostreidae. The transcript is spliced from 15 exons. The coding region runs from base 1553 to 3130 and encodes 525 amino acids. Gene Ontology annotation, biological process: metal ion transport. Gene Ontology annotation, molecular function: iron ion transmembrane transporter activity; cadmium ion transmembrane transporter activity; manganese ion transmembrane transporter activity. Gene Ontology annotation, cellular component: membrane. The record is from RefSeq and is a predicted model, not a curated record.
AAUAAUACUCUGGUGACGUAUAGCUUAUAAAUAAUACUCUGGUGACGUAUAACAUAUAGAUAAUAUUCAGGUGACCUAUAACUCAUAGAUAAUACUCUGGUGACGUAUAACUUAUAAAUAAUACUCUGGUGAUCUAUAACUAAUAAAUAAUACUCUGGUGACCUAUAACUUAUAACUAAUACUCAGAUGACCUAUAAUUUAUAGAUAAUACUUUGGUGACCUAUAACUUAUAAAUAAUACUCAGGUGAUCUAUAACUUAUGAAUAAUACUCAGGUGACCUAUAACUUAUGAAUACAACUCAGGUGACCUAUAACUUAUAGAUAAUACUCUGGUGACGAAUAACUUAUAAAUAAUACUCUGGUGACCUAUUACUUAUAUAUAAUACUCUGGUGACCUAUAACUUAUAAAUAAUACUCAGAUGACCUAUAACUUAUAGAUAAUACUCUGGUGACGAAUAACCUAUAACUAAUACUCUGGUGACCUAUAACUUAUAAUUGAUACCCUGGUAACCUAUAACUUAUAUAUAAUACUCUGGUGACCUAUAACUUAUAGAUAAUACUCAGGUGACCUAUAACUUAUAGAUAAUACUCAGGUGACCUAUAACUUAUAAGUAAUACCCAGGUGACCUAUAGCUUAAAAAUAAUACUCUGGUGACGUAUAACUUAUAACUAAUCCUAUGGUGACCUAUAACUUAUAAAUAAUACUCAGGUGAUCUAUAACUUAUAAAUAAUACUCUGGUGACCUAUAACUUAUAAAUGAUUCUCUGGUGACGUAUAACGUAUAAUUGAUAUUCUGGUGACGUAUAACUUAUGAAUAAUACUCUGGAGACCUAUAACGUAUAAUUAAUAUUCUGGUGAUCUAUAACUUAUAACUAAUUCUCAGAUGACCUAUAACUUAUAAAUAAUUCUCUGGUGACUUAUAACUGAUAAAUAAUUCUCUGGUGACUUAUAACUGAUAAAUAAUACUCUGGUGACCUAUAAGGCCUGUCGGCCUCUGGAUCCACACUUGUUCAAUUCAUCGCUUUGAUUUCAUUAAUUUAUCUCUUUGGUAAGACAGACAAAUGAACGGACGGACGUUUUAGUGGACAUAGAUAUACAUAUUUAUUGUUACAAUCUGACUCAGGAGACUCCGAAGUCCAAACUAAAUAUAAACAAAGAGCUUAAACAAUAGAGCAUGCGUUGUGUAUACACUAAGUACUUACAAAACCAGUACACGUGCACCCAUUAUCUCUGGGACUUGCUGAUAACUGCAGUGAUGACCAAGGUGGGUAUUAAGUUUCAUUUGACACUAAUUUUUCUCUGAAUAAUAUACACAUAUUAUUUUUAUUUUCAACACCAAAAUGGAACGUCUGUAUGUUACAAUUCAUUGAAUGAAAAUCUCAUGGAAGUGCUGUUAUUUUCUUAUACAUUCACAUUUACUUUUUAUAACCCAGUUUUGUUUUUACAGGUAUACAUUGUGUAGGCCUCCGGUCCUCGCACCCAGUAGUAUUAAAAUCCACCCCCUUAUACUGAUGCUGGCCUUUAUUGUUUUCCGAAGUCACGUGGUGUAAAACAUGGAUAAAUACAAAACGUUAGACGAAGAUCGUGAAGUGAGUGGACAGGACACGACUAUACAGAGUGAUGGGGGCGGGUUUGAAAUCGCCGCCGGACAGGUCAGGGUUCCGAAAUCAACGGGGACGACAUUUAGCUUCCGAAAAUUAUGGGCGUACACUGGACCUGGCUUUCUGAUGAGCAUAGCGUACCUUGACCCUGGUAAUAUAGAGUCUGACCUUCAAGCCGGAGCCAUUGCAAAAUAUAAGUUGCUGUGGGUUCUGAUGUGGUCUACAGUCCUUGGUCUCAUGCUUCAGCUACUGGCGGCCAGGCUAGGAUGCGUCACAGGAAGGAAUCUCGCAGACGUUUGCCGUCUGGAGUACCCAACAGUACCACGGUACAUACUGUGGAUAAUGAUGGAAAUCGCCAUCAUCGGAAGUGACAUACAGGAAGUCAUCGGGUCGGGGAUUGCAAUCAAUCUCCUCUCAAACAAUUUGAUUCCUAUUUGGGCCGGUGUUCUGAUUACAGGGGCUGACACCUUCACGUUUCUUUUCUUGGAGCAAUUCGGUCUGCGGAAAUUGGAGGCCUUUUUCUGUAGUCUGAUAACAAUUAUGGCAGUGGCAUUCCUCUACAUAUAUAUUCACAUUAAACCCGACCAGGGCGACAUUCUGAUUGGUCUUUGGUUCCCAUGGUGCCAGGAUUGUAAUAAAGACGCCAUUCAACAACUUGUUGGCAUCGUGGGAGCAGUCAUUAUGCCCCAUAAUAUAUAUCUCCACAGUUCUUUAGUUUUAUCCCGUAUUAUAGACCGAACAGAUAGGACUGAAAUCAAGGAAUCCAUCAAAUACAACAGUAUAGAGUCGGCGAUUGCUCUGUUUGUUUCUCUCCUCGUCAACUUAUUUGUGGUGGCUGUGUUCGCGGCAGCUUUCUCUGACCCCCUGUCUGCCGAGACCGCCAGCUUAAGUGUUGCUGGUGAUUGGUUGUAUAAUAAAUAUGGAUUAGCAAUGAAAAUUGUGUGGGGCGUGGGCAUUCUCGCAGCAGGACAGAGCUCAACCAUGACGGGAACGUAUGCUGGCCAAUUUGUGAUGGAGGGCUUUAUCCAAAUCAAAUGGGCUAAAUGGAAAAGAGUAUUAUUGACAAGGUCUAUCGCGAUGGGACCAACCAUUUUAGUAGCGCUGCUGGCAACCAACGACCUUGACAUGAUGAAUAACUGGUUAAAUGUCCUUCAGAGCGUGCAGCUCCCAUUCGCUUUGUUACCAGUGUUACAUUUUACCAGCAGUGAAAGAAUCAUGAAAGAAUUCAAAAAUGGAAAGGCUAUGAAGACUGUUGUGUGGGUGUUGGCAGUGUUAGUGAUGGCCAUCAACUUCUUCCUUGUUGUUGUGUUUGUGGGGGCCGAUCAAGCUUGGUAUAUAUAUCUCGUCACAGCGUGUGUUCUCAUUGUAUAUUCAUUAUUUGUAGCCUACAUUGCACUUAGUCCGGACAGAGUUCUCAAGAUAAAGAUGUACUUUACAGAGAAGUUUGGUUGGAAUUCAGAGAACAUCGCUCAGGAGAUGAUGAGACGAAACUCUCUCACAUAUCUUCCAGAAAACAUCCAUUCCUUGUAAAUGUGUUGUUUUUUGAUUAACUAUAAAAGUAACUUAGUCGUUUUGCCGAAAUGAAUUAUAACUCAGUGGCGGAUUUAGACGCACGGUCACAGGGGUUUCAAUCCCCCAUUGGUUGAACAAUUUUUAGCAGCUUUUUUGUUGUUGUUGCUAUUCUGGGAUUUUCAACCCCUUAUCCUUUCUGGACAGAAAAGAUGCAAAAUUGGGUCACAACACCACAACCUUUUCUGGACGGAAAAGUUACAAAAUUGAGUCGCAACAUCCCACCUUUGAUGAUUUUCUGGAUCCGCCCCUGUAAUUUGUAAUUUUGUAUUUAGAUAUGUAUACAGUACGAAUGAAAGUUUGGGAUGUUAGUAAUAUGUUGCCAUCCCAACAUUAUUUCAGAGACCUCCAUUAUUCCCAAAAGGAUGGAAAUUUUAUUUACACAAAAUAAUCUGCAGAAAAAGAGAUGUUUUAUACAACUCUAUCACAAACAAGGAAGUAAUGAAUGUAAAGGAGUUAGAUAGUUUUUGUCCGAUACCCUCUAACAGUGUCCUUGUGUAGUAGUAUUGAACGCUAGGUAUGUUUGAGAUUGUAGGGUAAAGAUGGCUAUACUUCACACAUCACGUGUACACAAUUAAAUUAUUUGCAUGUAAUAUAUCUCGUGUGGUGCAACAUUUGUAUUGUGCAAGGUUUUCCUUUAUUCCAGAUUAUUGUACAAUACGAAUUCCUUAGUCUUUGAAUUUUUCAUGUGCACAUGAACAGCCGUCUUUUUGUGAAUGCGCUUUCUUAAUUGCUGCUUGGUGGGUUUUUUUAUCCGUUUACUGGUCCGUUAGAGUCAUCUAGCACCUGUGAUACGAUAUCAGGUAAUAUUGCUAACAGACGUACAAUGUUAGAAAGUGUGCAUAAAGAGACGCCAGAAUUGAAAUAUAAUAGCUUGGAAAGCGGAAUUUUUUUAUUAUUAUUUUUUUUUUUACACACAGCUGUGCCUGACUGAACUGAAUUUAUUUCUCAACACAAUUACACAAUUGUAUACAGAGAUUUAGUACAUAUAUUUUAUAUAAAAGUGAUGGUAAUAUAUCACUAAAUGUUUUAAGGCAUGCGUGAGUAUGGAGAUAGGCAACAUAUGCAAUUUUAGAUCCGAGUAGUCAUUGGGUCGGGGAGCAUAGUUUAUUAAUAUUUCUUAUAAAGGAACACAAUUUUCUUAGAAAAGAUUGCUUGUUUGAAUUCAUUAUAUUCUUAAAAGUGAUGAUGUUUUUGUUUUGGUGAUAAACAUUGUUUCUUAUAUCAAUCAGAGAUUUGCAAUUAAACAUGUAGUGGCAUUCGUCACCAAUUUCAU